GUUGGUUGUGUCAUGUGACUAGUGGCUAACGUUUCCGUGUUAUUUUUGUUUUCCUGGUGCGCGUUGCAUUUAGUGUGUGGUCUGAUUUCAUGAUGUUCAUAUUUGUAAAGUCGUUUGGAAACAUUUCUGACACAGCAGAGUCUCAGAAAGUCUCAUGUUUUAACGUCCGGAGACUGGAGGAUUAAUGUUACGUGCCGCCGCUCGUCCACGCAGCAGCCAAUCAGAGACGCCGUUACAGUUUUUACUGUGAAAAGCGAACACUUCCGCAGAUCAUGGCAGCUGCAGGUUCGAGUCCUUUAACCACUCAUGUGCUCAACACUGCCGACGGCGUUCCAGCAGCCAAAAUGGCCAUCAGUCUGCACCGGCUGGACUCCAGCGUGCUGGUCUGGAACCUGCUGGCCGUCGGGACAACAAACAUGGACGGUCGCUGUCCAGACCUCGUCAGUCCAGAAGCUUUCACGCCCGGCAUGUACAAGUUGCGCUUUGAGACGGGGCCGUACUGGCAGAGUCUGGGUCAGACGUCCUUCUAUCCCUACGUCGAGGUUGUGUUCUACAUCACUGAUCCAGAUCAGAGGUUCCACCUGCCGUUGCUGCUCAGUUGCUUCUCCUACAGCACCUACAGGGGGAGCUAAGAACUGCAGUUCAUCUUCUCCUGGGGCCUCAUGUUCAGAGACUUGUGUGGAUUUCCUACUUAAACAUGGCGUACACUAAAACCCAGAAAUUGGCAUAAG
This is a messenger RNA of Thalassophryne amazonica, 731 nucleotides long. Its product is annotated as 5-hydroxyisourate hydrolase-like. Gene Ontology annotation, molecular function: hydroxyisourate hydrolase activity. Gene Ontology annotation, biological process: purine nucleobase metabolic process. NCBI's taxonomy places the organism in Eukaryota, Metazoa, Chordata, Actinopteri, Batrachoidiformes, Batrachoididae. The transcript has 5 exons. The coding region runs from base 273 to 632 and encodes 119 amino acids. The record is from RefSeq and is a predicted model, not a curated record.